AUGACAGCCUCCGUGCUCCUCCACCCCCGCUGGAUCGAGCCCACCGUCAUGUUUCUCUACGACAACGGCGGCGGCCUGGUGGCCGACGAGCUCAACAAGAACAUGGAAGGGGCGGCGGCGGCGGCGGCAGCGGCGGCGGCGGCCGCGGCGGCCGGGGCCGGGGGCGGGGCGUCCUCGGGAGGGCCCGGCCCGGCGGGCCCGGCGGGCGCCGAGGCCGCCAAGCAGUGCAGUCCCUGCUCGGCGGCGGCGCAGAGCUCGUCGGGGCCCGCGGCGCUGCCCUACGGCUAUUUCGGCAGCGGCUACUACCCGUGCGCCCGCAUGGGCCCGCACCCCAACGCUAUCAAGUCGUGCGCGCAGCCUGCCUCGGCUGCCGCCGCCGCCUUCGCGGACAAGUACAUGGAUACCGCCGGCCCCGCGGCCGAGGAGUUCAGCUCCCGCGCUAAGGAGUUCGCCUUCUACCACCAGGGCUACGCGCCCGGGCCUUACCACCACCAUCAGCCCGUGCCUGGCUACCUGGAUAUGCCGGUGGUGCCCGGCCUCGGGGGCCCCGGCGAGUCGCGCCACGAGCCCCUGGGUCUUCCCAUGGAAAGCUACCAGCCCUGGGCGCUGCCCAACGGCUGGAACGGCCAAAUGUACUGCCCCAAAGAGCAGGCGCAGCCUCCCCACCUCUGGAAGUCCACUCUGCCCGACGUGGUCUCUCAUCCCUCAGACGCCAGCUCCUACAGGCGAGGAAGAAAGAAGCGCGUCCCUUACACCAAGGUGCAAUUAAAAGAACUCGAACGGGAAUACGCUACAAACAAAUUCAUUACCAAGGACAAACGGAGGCGGAUAUCAGCAACGACGAACCUCUCCGAGAGGCAGGUUACAAUCUGGUUCCAGAACAGGAGGGUCAAAGAGAAAAAAGUCAUCAACAAACUGAAGACCACUAGUUAA
This is a messenger RNA of Equus quagga, 933 nucleotides long. It is a transcript of the gene HOXA13, whose product is annotated as homeobox A13. The transcript has 3 exons. Gene Ontology annotation, biological process: regulation of transcription by RNA polymerase II. The coding region runs from base 1 to 933 and encodes 310 amino acids. Gene Ontology annotation, molecular function: DNA-binding transcription factor activity, RNA polymerase II-specific; RNA polymerase II cis-regulatory region sequence-specific DNA binding. NCBI's taxonomy places the organism in Eukaryota, Metazoa, Chordata, Mammalia, Perissodactyla, Equidae. The record is from RefSeq and is a predicted model, not a curated record.